CGACGGGUUCUUUACGUGCUUCUGUAAACUGCAAAAACGAUUAUAAAUAGACCCUUUUCGUCGGGUAAAAAUCGCGGUUUAAAUUGCGCCGGAGAGCGAUCGGGCCGAGUUCGACUCUGUCGCCCUACUACAAAUAAACUUUAAUCGAUGGAAUAUGUAAUUCGCGGGCCACUGAUAGCAGGAAAAUAAAUACUGGCACCAGUGAGUCGAAAACAGUGUAAACCAGACGAUCGUUUCGCCGGGAUGUGCGACAAAAAGCAACAAUUUAACAGAGACGAGCACCAGCAUCUCAGAUACAACCCAUUGAGAGACGAAUGGAUUCUGGUGUCCCCGCACAGGAGCCUGCGCCCCUGGAGCGGCCAGGUCGAACCCGCCCCCACCGAAGACGUGCCCAAAUUCGACCCUAACAACCCCCUGUGCCCCGGCGUCACCCGACCCAACGGCAUGGUAAAUCCCGAUUACGAAUCCACCUACGUCUUCACCAACGAUUUCCCCGCGCUACUCGAGGAAGGCCCAUCGCCGGAGCCUUCGGACGACCCUCUGUUUCAAAUGCAAGCCGCCAAGGGCACGUGCAGGGUCAUUUGCUACCAUCCCCAUUCGAACGUCUACUACACCAACCUCACCGACCAGCAGGUGGUCACCAUCAUCGACGAGUGGAUCAACCAGCUGAAGGAGCUCGGCCAGAAAUACAGAUGGGUGCAGAUAUUCGAGAACCGAGGUCAAAUGAUGGGUUGCUCUAAUCCCCAUCCGCACUGUCAAAUUUGGGCGUCGACGUUCCUGCCCAACGAGGCCAAAAUCAAAGAUGCCAACCUGAGGCGAUUCUACGAAAAGUACAAUAAACCGUUACUCAUCGAUUACGUCGAAAAAGAACUAGUUAAGAAGGAGAGAAUCGUUUACGAGAACGAGUACUGGGUGGUGGUGGUUCCCUACUGGGCGGUGUGGCCCUUCGAAACGAUGGUACUACCGAAAAAACAGAUAGAACGAUUCACCGACAUGUGUUGCAUAGGAAAGAAAACUCUAGCGACGACUUUGAAAGUUCUAGUAGCAAAAUACGAUAAUAUUUUCAAAUGCAAGUUCCCGUACUCCAUGGGCUGGCACGGCGCACCUACAGGCGAAGACCUCUGCACGCCCCAACCCCAUUGGACCUUCCACGGGAUAUUCCUACCGCCUCUACUACGCUCCGCGACUGUCAAAAAAUUCAUGGUGGGCUACGAGCUGCUGGCGCAGUCCCAGCGGGAUCUCACCCCCGAGAAGGCCGCCGACAUACUGCGAAGCCAGCCGAACGAGCGGUUCGAGUAGAAAUAUAUACUGUGUGAACUAAGAAUUAAAAAAUUAUCGAGUAAUUACUCUCUAUCAUUUCGCACUUACUUGUACCAACCGAUUCCCACCGCUAUCAAAC
Phyllotreta striolata is the source of this 1399-nucleotide messenger RNA. The record is from the annotation of a GenBank genome assembly. NCBI's taxonomy places the organism in Eukaryota, Metazoa, Arthropoda, Insecta, Coleoptera, Chrysomelidae.